CUGAAGGCAUCAUCAUUUCACAUCAUGAUCAGAGCUGUUGUUUUCCUGAGUCUGCUGGCUGCAGCACAUGCCCAGUUUGGCUGGAAUGGACCUAAACCGAGCAACAUACCCACCGUGGCCCCUCAAAAUCAGUGUUCAGAGCAGGCAUCAUGUACCUGCUGUUUAAUGCUGCAAAGGGUGCACGAUAUGAGGACACAUUUCAACAACUCUUUGAAUGAUCUGGAGAAAGCAACUGAAAAAACCAUGAAAGCUUUGAUGGAUUUUAAGGAAAAAAGGGUCGCCUUCUCUGCUGGCCUAUACAAGGGUUUUAGAUGCACUACAAAGUCCACUUCUGACCAAACUGCCAUGUAUGAAACUGUCUUCAUCAACAUGGGAGAAGGUUAUGAUGUAGACACUGGUGUUUUCACUGCUCCUGUGUCUGGAGUCUACAGCAUCACUGUCACCGUCUACAGUGAUGCUGGUAGUGAAAAUAGUCAACUGCAUGCCUGUGCCCAACUGCAUGUUAAUGGAAUGACCGUUGCUGGGGCCAGUGAACAGAACACCCACGACCAAGAAGACUCUGUAUCAAUUGUUGUUGCUCGUGAGCUGAACGAGGGAGAUGAGGUGUCUGUCAACCUGCCUGCCGGCUGCAUGCUCUGUGAUGACAGCCACUAUAAUACUUUCAGUGCCUUUCUGCUUUAUGCUAACUAUUAGAGAAGUUUUGCCACUAUUUGUACUGACUCUUGCCCAAAUAACAAGGUUAGAGUCUGAUAGACAAAGUCUUCCUGUCAUGAAUUUGUCCUGACUGUCAUGCUUUGUAGCCCAUGCAGAAAAAUACUCAUUGUCAAUAAAGUUAAAGAAAAUUACACCCCAAAAACUUGCAUUAUAUUUGAU
Sphaeramia orbicularis (orbiculate cardinalfish) is the source of this 873-nucleotide messenger RNA. Its product is annotated as complement C1q-like protein 2. The coding region runs from base 25 to 693 and encodes 222 amino acids. The transcript is spliced from 4 exons. NCBI's taxonomy places the organism in Eukaryota, Metazoa, Chordata, Actinopteri, Kurtiformes, Apogonidae. Gene Ontology annotation, biological process: maintenance of synapse structure. The record is from RefSeq and is a predicted model, not a curated record. Gene Ontology annotation, molecular function: protein binding. Gene Ontology annotation, cellular component: synapse.